GCGCGCGGCUCUAAGUGGACUAUCGACAAGUUUCUGAUUCCGGGAGGAAGAGGAGGAGGUGGCGGGCUGGUGGCGGUGGUAGUGGUGGUAUAAUCGCCAGCUCUCCUCGAGUGGAGUCCACAGAUUGAACUGCUCGAUGACACACCGAUGAAUGUUGUGAUUUCGCUGCCGUGAUACGAGGAGGAUCCGCGCGUCCGGAGCCGCCGCAGCUGCCCGGCUCCCUCCGCUCUCCGCCCGCCGCCUCCACAUGCAGAGCCUCUGCAGGGUCAAGAUGCAGUUCCGGACUGUGCUGGACGUGAAAGUCGUGGACGUGGAGAAGAGGCGCAAUCCGUCCAAACACUACGUAUAUCUCAUCAAUGUCACAUACUCUGACAACACCUCCCAUAUCAUCUACAGAAGAUACAGCAAAUUCUUUGACCUACAGAUGCAGAUACUUGACAAGUUCCCAAUUGAGGGAGGGCAGAAAGACCCGAAGAAGAGGAUCAUUCCAUUUCUCCCAGGCAAGAUCCUGUUCCGGAGGAGUCAUGUGCGAGAUGUGGCCAUGAAGCGGCUGCGUUUCAUCGACGACUACUGCAGGGCGCUAGUGCGACUCCCCCCUCAGAUUUCUCAGAGCGAGGAAGUGCUGCGCUUUUUCGAGACGAAAGCUGAGGACAUCAAUCCCCCAGUGGAGGACUAUGGCUCCAAGCGCAAGUCUGGGAUUGACAGCUCGGAGCCUAUGGUCCUGGAGCAGUACGUGGCCGUGGCCAAUUACGAGAGGCAGGAGAACUCGGAGAUCAGCCUCAAGGCCGGUGAGACGGUGGACGUGAUUGAGAAGAGCGAAAGUGGAUGGUGGUUUGUAAGCACAGUAGAGGAGCAGGGCUGGGUGCCGGCUACAUACUUGGACUCCCAGAAUGGAACCAGAGACGAUUUGGAUCUUGGAACUUCCAGGACUGGAGAAGUUACUAAGAGACGAAAGGCGCAUCUGAAGAGGCUGGACCGCCGCUGGACCCUCGGGGGUAUAGUCAACCGUCAGCAGAGCAGAGAAGAGAAAUAUGUGACGAUCCAGCCAUACACCAGUCAAGGGAAGGAUGAAGUCAGCUUUGAGAAGGGGGUCACCGUGGAGGUCAUCCAAAAGAACCUUGAGGGCUGGUGGUUCAUCAGAUACUUGGGGAAAGAGGGCUGGGCCCCGGCCUCAUACUUGAAAAAGUUGAAAGACGAUCUCUCACCCCGCAAGAAGACCCUGACUGGCCCUGUGGAGAUCAUCGGCAACAUCAUGGAAAUCAGCAACCUGCUGCAGAAGAAGUCGGUCAGCGAGAAGGACAUUCAUACCGAGGGAGAAGGCAGCACCACGCCGGAGCGCCACAUCUCCAAGACUGAGAUCAGCCUGCCCAUGCCCUUUAGCUCAGAAAUCAACGCUGAGACUGGCAGGAGGCUGAGUGCAGGCCGUGACACCAACAGCCCAUGUCUGGGGAUAGCAGCGAGCGCCGCUCUAAACGAAAGUAAAGGGAGAGGCGAUCCAGGGUCCCCAGCUGUCGCAAGAGUGGCCCCGCACAGAGUGGAAAUUGGCUUCGAUGCUGUAGGAUCUCCAAAUCUGAGACAGAAACCUCCCCCAAGGAGAGACACCAACUUGGGAUUCCAGUUGCCUAAACCACCAGAGCCUCCUGCUGUGGAAGCAGAGUAUUACACUAUAGCAGAUUUCCAGUCCUCCAUCUCUGAUGGCAUCAGUUUCCGUGGAGGACAGAAGGCUGAUGUGAUAGAGAAGAACCCUGGAGGCUGGUGGUACGUGCAGAUCGGAGAGAAGGAGGGCUGGGCCCCCUGCUCCUACAUCGACAAGCGCAAGAAACCCAACCUCAGCCGUCGAACCAGCACCCUGACCCGGCCCAAAGUCCCGCCGCCUGCUCCGCCUGUGAAAAAACAAGAACCUGAAGAGGCCCCCCUUCCGAGUAUAUCUGCCUCAAAGAUCUCAGAGCAACCUACAAGGCCUGUGUACGAGGAACCUGAAUAUGAUAUCCCAGCAAUUGGAUGCGAAGGUGAGUCUGACACAGAUUCUUUGAAGGAUGAGCGCCCCCUGGAUGUGAAGAUCAGCAACGUGGUCAGCAACAAGUACCGCAGCUCCCCUCCGUCCUGCAAAGCCUCCCCUCCUGUCUGUAAGGCGUCUCCCGCAUUCAGCCGUCGAAGAGCCUCUUACAGGUCUGUAGAGGAGGUCACAAAAGAAGAAUGUAUUUACGAGAACGAUGGUUUCAGGCCAAGCAGCGGCGUUGAAACACCCUCCGCUAAAGGUUCCAGUGAGCCCAACUCCCCAAAAAGUUACCACUCCUCCACAGUCCCAAGAAGACCCUCUGGAUCCUCGUCUCUAGCUGGUAGGCCAAUGAAGACGAUGACGCCAGAGAUGAAUCGCAGAAGUCAGACCCUGGGCAGACACGUAGACAUCAGCUUCAGGUCCCAGGACAACAGCCCCCUCUCUUCAUCUGAUGAACUGAGUAGAGGACCCAAGAAAAUCCCUCCUUUUACUCGGGAUGUGGAGCAGAGAAUAGGUCAAAGUCCCUCCACCAGGCCCAAGCCUUCUGUCAGACCCAAACCCCUUCUGACCAAAUCCGAGCCACAGAGCCCUGAGAGGAUGGAUAUCACGUCUUUGAGACGGCAGCUGAGGCCUACAAGUCAGUAUCGACACAGCAUCAAACCUUCUCGAGGGGACGACUCUGAAACUGCAUCUGUCAUCUCAUCGGAGGACUCGAUGUGUUCACGCAGCACCUCAGAUCUCUCCUCAAUUCACUCUAAAGGGAGUCGCGGGGAUUCCGAUGUGGAAGGCCCCAGUGCUUACCGCUCUCUGGACGCCUAUAAAAGGGUUCAAGACUCUGAGAUCAGCUUCCCAGCUGGGGUGGAGGUGGAGGUUCUGGAGAAGCAGGGGAGCGGUUGGUGGUACAUCCGUUGGGGCUCAGAGGAGGGCUGGGCUCCCUCCUACUACCUGGAACCUGUCAGACACGUGGGUGAUGCUGGUGGGAGGGACACAGAUGGACAUGGGAAUGGGGGUGGCAGCAAGUCCAACAGCCUUGAGAAGAACGAGCAGCACGUUUUGGCCCUCAAUAACAUCAAUAUUCAGGGUCUGACCCAGCAGCACCCAGGCAUGAGAAGGAAUACCCCGCCGAUUCCUUCCAAGCCCCCCGGUGGCUUCUCGAAGCCAUCUGGGUUGGUGAACGGAGGUGUGCGAAUGAGAAACGGGGUACGUCAGGUGGCGGUGAGGCCUCAGUCUGUAUACGUGACAACAUCACAGCCACCCAAGGAUGCGCACUACAUGACGGGGUCUCUGAGGAGAAACGAAUCACUCGGUAGAAGUGAUCACUAUAGCUCUGGUUCGGCCACUCUUGGUGUCCGCCGAAAUGCCUCCUUCAGCACCGUGAGGCCACACGUAGUGGUUGAAAGUCAGACGAGGCCCGCCGAGCGCUCCAGCCUGGGGUCCUCAGGGAGCGCAUUCAGCACAAGCAAUGUAAACCAACGCAACGGCAUCCCAGUGUCCACAGUCCGGCCCAAGCCGAUAGAGAAAAGCCAACAGAUCCACAAUAACUUUGGCAGGGAUGUGUACGUGUCAAUCGCUGACUAUCGUGGCGACGAGGAAACUAUGGGCUUCACUGAGGGCACCUCUCUGGAGGUACUGGAGAGAAACCCCAAUGGAUGGUGGUACUGCCAGGUGCAGGACAGCCUGCUUCCCCGCAAGGGCUGGGUCCCAUCCAACUACCUGGAGCGAAAAAAAUAGAACCAUCUCCCCACACAUCCUUACCUAACCCCCCACCCCCCACCCUGCCUCCCUUUUUCGAUGUCUCCGAGGACACAGGUGGCAUCACUACUAAAGAAUGUUACCCGCAAUCUCCUGUAAGCAAUAUGUCCUUGAUAAUGUACAUUUAUGAAAAGACUUUGUAAAAAAAGGAUGAUGUUUUAAUCUGAUAAGGAAGGACACUUUUAGUGCUGGUUUACUAAAAUGAAUACAAAGAGGAGUGUAAAGAUUUUCAAUAUUUUGGCCGGGGGUGUGAGAGAUGUGGGAAAUAUGGGAUCUGUCAGUCGUGAGUGAGGAGUCUUUGAGAUAUGAAAUGAUUGGGAGCGUUCACCUCUUAAAGAGGUUCGCAUCAUGUAAUGCAGAAGCGGAGCAGGGUCAUGGCGAUGCUUAUUCCUGCCCAUCACAUACUAUGAUGGCCAAUAAGUGCCUUUUAUAUUUGAUUACCAGAAUGGAGGUUCUAAUUGGUGGAUGGAAAACAUUACAUCAACCAAAUCUUAAGAGUGCCAUAGGCCGAUGAACACCACCAAUAGUAUUACCAUGACCAAGCUAGAGCUACUCUAGAGAGUGAGAACAAAAUGCAGCGUUUCAUGUUUAAUUGGCCACACUGUUCCAACACACAGACGAAAGAUUGAAAAACCGAGAUUUAAGAACUUUAGUUCACUUGAGAAUUGAAUUGUUUUAAACCACAAAACAUGAAAAAAACUGUCUGUGCUGAUGCAAGUCUUCCUUAGGGAAUUAUUUCUGCUUUCUUGUGACAUCUGUUUCCACCAACAGCCUGCAAAUGGAAGUGUUAAAGCUCCUUAUAGUGUCUGAUGGAUGGGUAUAGUUUUCUCACAGUGAUAUGCUAACAUUAAUCCCAGAUAUUACUUUGUGGGAUAACAAAUACCUGUGAAACUUGCAAUCUAAUUAUAAUAGUUGGAUAUUGUAUUUUCCUUUAGAGCAGCUUGAGUUCUCUCCAGACCAAAAUCACCUCAGUGUAAUACCCUCAAACAACAAUUUAGGUUUAGUCCAGGAACAAUUGAUCUUGUAUAUAUUUUGUUUUUAUCAGUUCAAGAAUACUGCUGUUGCGUAGCUUUAUUUGAUAAGUACUGGAAAUGCAGCAAAUCAUUGAAUCCCAGGGACAUAUGUGCUCAACAUUUAGCCCAAAAUGUGAUCAAACCAAAGAGAAAUACCAGUUCAUUGAAUUUUUAGUUUUGCUUUAUUUAUUUAUGUUACAAAAACGAGGUUUCUGAACUGUAUACAAAAGUUUUACUGGAAGCACUUGAUACAUUUUCUCAGAUAUUGCAUUUUUGUGAUUAAUACAUCUUAGCCGCCACCGAGAAAUAUAUAGUUCCCCCCCAAUGCAAAAGCUAAAUUUGCAAAUGUAAAAUUCUGAGCUGAAGUCCAACUUUCAAAAUGGCCAUGGGUGAUGUUCAAGACUGCUGAAAUACAUUUUCUAACGAACGGCCGAAUCUUCCAUCAUGAGGCUGAACACUAACUUGUGAUUAUGUUCCUGCUGGACAGUAUGAUAUUAUGAAACAAAGUACAGUACCUGCUAGAUCGCAGUUAUCUAUUUUAGCCAAAAUCAUAUUUGUUUUUUUGUUUGUUACUUUGUGAUCACACAGUGUCAAUAACGAGGAACGAAGUGAUUCAGUAUUGUGAAUUAGUGCACUUUAAAAUUGUUUUUAUGGUGCAUUAAUGUGAAGAUGCAGUAAAUACUCAGCAUGUUAUUUAUUAAGUGUUUUGUAAUUAUUUAAUGUCUCUAUAUCCCUCCUAACCUCAGAUCAGAGGUGUAACUCUCAAAUGCUCAUUGACUAGUAUUGGAGAAACAGAGACCUCUUGUGGUAGCUAAAAUGUACUACCAAUCAUCCACAAGGCUUAUUUAUCGGCCUCAGUGCAAUAAGAAAUGCACUGCUGGUCAGUGAGUCUCCCGAAAACUGUACAGAAAUUGUAUGUUUUUUAGUUUGUUCUUUUUUGAAUUCUCAGUGCAGCUAAAACAUAUUUGUAGCACGUGUAUUGGGCAAUAUUUUUUUUAGGAAAUUUCCAAAAUUCCCUUUUUUUCUUUAUGCUGUUUGCUGCAACUUUAGCAAAUCAUGGGCACUUCCUUCACCUUUAUUGUGCUUUACAUAAUGCCUGAUUUUAAGUAUAUUUAUAAUGAAUUUUUUACAUUUGAUCACUGUUUGACAAUCACCUUGCCACCUUCAAAAUAUGUUUCCAUAGCUUUAUACGGAUUGUUAUUGUUGAAUAAACAGGUUCUCAGUCUCACUACUACUGUGCAAAAUGCAGACUCAGCGGUCAAGAAAAGACUCCCAAAUACCAUGAUUUACUUGAGAAUUUUAGAUUUUUGCAUAAGGACCCAUAAAUAAUACAAAUUUGAAAGUAGGCAGUUGAUAUUUGCUGUGAGGCAAAUCCCUCCCAGACGAUGGCAUUAUGUAAAUGUGUUGAAUCACUGUUAACCUUUUUGCUCCAGCACAUGUUAUUAUUGCAUAUCGCUUUGUUUGAUCGAGCUCAACUUAUUUUGCAAGGGAAUGGUUCUGUGUUGAACAUACAUUUACCUGUGUAGCAUCUAUCUCUCUAUUCAUGCUUUUACAUGGAUUUUUUUUUUUAUUCUUAUUUCCUCUUUAUGCCCCAUUUUGUCAAAUUCUAAAAUGUACCUGCGAGAAAUUGUGCAAUAGAUUAGAAUCUGUUUCAACAAGAGGAGAAAAACGUGAACGUCAAUGCCAUUAUGUGAUGUGGGGAGAAGAGGUUCUCGGUCAAACUGCCAGUCAUGAGCUUUUACCAUCAUGUAAAGAGGAGUGUGUCAGAAAGAUGUGGGUGUCUCCAAACGCAUCAGAAGCUCAUUGGACCAAAGCAGCCGUACGUGACUCUUCAUCAACUUUUGGAACUGACAUGAGAGUCUCUGCUCCCCCUGCCUCGCAUCAACAGUGGACAGUGAUUUGUGAAUGACAUGGCAGAAACCCACUGACCCAUUCUGUGGUGACAUUACAGCCAUCUGGGGUCACAGAUGGAGAGCCCCGGCCCUUAGCGGCCCCGCCCUGAGCUGUCACGUUCGUGCCUGAAUGGAGUUUUGAUAGUUUCUUGUUUUUGUGUUGCUGUUUUUCCUCUCCGUUUUCUCUGUGCCCCCCACCGCCGCCGCCGACGCAGCCGAUGCCUCUCUUGACAUUCACCCCACCCUAGUCAGACUAUGUCAGACUUUUCCUUCCUCACCAAUCACCACAUUGAAGGUGACAUUUGAGUCUCAGUGGUAAACAAGAGGCUGGGGGAGAUGAACGCUGCUUUAGGCCAUUUCAGUUCAAUCCAUCAACUUCCAGGAUGUACGCCAAAAAUAAAAAAACAGCAUCACAACCUUUUCUCUAUGCUGAGCCCCAGUAGGCCUUAUCUAAGUGCUACAGGUGAAUACGAGCACACAGGCCAAUGCAGGCAAGGGACUUCUAUCCAUAGACGCUUGUUUGGAUAGUUUAUUGUUAAACUCCACCUUAAAAAGGUCACUCCUGCGUUUUGGGAAACAAAUGUAUUCAGUUUCUUGCAGAGAGUAAAAGUAUAAAAAUGUUUGAUUUGGAAAAUAUUGAAAUAUCUCUUAAUGAAGGAGAGUGAGUACAGAUAGGGAUUUUUAAAUGGUAAAUUUAACUUUUUCUAUUGUGAAGCCAUAUUUGACACAAAGUAUGUGAAGGUUAUCUUUAAAUAUGGAGCGUAAGCCCAGAGUCUGUUAGCCUAGUUUAGCAUUAAGAGGGGAAGCAGCGGAAACUGCUUGUCUAAAUAAUGUGAAUUAUCUGAAGACCUACAACAACUUGUCACUUCUACACAGUUUGUGUACAGAUUAAACAAACACAAUGUAAUGUGUUGAUUACUGAGCUUCAGGGAUGCUCAUACCUUCAGCCAUGCUAGCUGUUCCCCCCUGUGUACAGUCUUUAUGCUCAGCUAAGCUAACCGUCAGCUGGCUGGGAAAUAAACAUAUUUCCCAAAAAUAAUAUAUUUACAAUGAUAUAUUUCCUUUUCCGGUCCAGUGGCUCAGCCUGUCGCAGCUGCACUGCUUUUAAACCUGCUUGUGCAUCCGCGUGGCACAAUAGAAAUGGAAUUGUCGGAGGUAAUAUUUUUCACACAUGCCAACACACUCAUGAUGAUAAGGAAUCAUUCAUGCUGCAGAGGAAAUGUACGAGUCCCCUGACCUUUUCCUGGAGGUCACCCGGGUGAGACGGCUCCACCAUGUUAUCCCUCGCUCCCUUGUUAUUUAAAAAAAAUAGAGGACACCUCUCGGGCGUGAAGCACCUUAAGCUCUACAGCUCCCAAAAGCCGGCUGCUGCCAUAACAUCCUCCCCCCUUCACCUGUUCUCUCUCUCUCUCUCUCUCUCUCUCUCUCUCUCUCUCUCUCUCUCUCUCUCUCUCUCUCUCUCUAUACGCCAUCGCCACAUGUAUCUCUGUCCUUCCUCGACACAGCCCGGCACUCUAUUCCCAGUGAGAUGAUUAGAUGAGGUAGUAGGGUUUGUGGUGGAGGGACAAAGUUGUUUGCAUGUGUGUGUGUGUGUGUGUUUGAUGGAUGUAAUGGAUUGUUGCAGGUGUUUAGCUCAUGAGGGAAGAUGUUAGAGGUCGUGGGGGAGACGUAGCGAGAGCAGGAUGCAGGGAGACACAAGACGGAUCAAGUGGUGGAUUCUAGUAGACGUGGUGAGAGGGAGGUGAGAGCAGGGCGGCUUUGAUGCGAGGGAGAUUAAAGACGGGUGGGCACCACUUCCACUUGGAAAACUGAGACACAAUAAUUCCUUUUGGCAGGGAGUCGGCCCACUCUACCAGAACUCCUUUACCCACCUUUCUGAAAACCUGACACCUAAUGAGCUCGCUGCUUCUAAACCUGAGCUCUGAGUUCUCGUCUGUCCAAACAUUGUUCUAAUUGCAGCACUUGAAGUUUUUUUUGUCGCUGCUUCAGCAAGACACUGCAGAGACAAACCAGUCACAGUGUACGGCAGCUUCUCUGGGCCUCACUCCCUGUCCAUAGGGGGAAAAAAAUAAUUUGGAGACGAUCCUACGUCUAGUUUUGAGCUUCUUUCACUGUCAGUGUCUUCAGAUCUCAUGUAGCCUCGAGGGUGAGGGAGUCAAGCUGGGUGCUGGAAAAAGUUUUUGGGAAUAAGAAAAAAAGAAGAAAAAGGCUUCAUAUGGUGGAUUCCUUGUGGCUUUUCUCUCCCCUGACAUAUUCCUUUGUGUUCACACUGGGUGGACCAAUUGUUUGGAGGGGUUCGUUCUUAUCUGAUGAAAGAAGCUUUAAUUCAUAAUGGAAAGAAAUGAAAGAAAAAAAAAGGCAAUGGCUCUGAGCUCUGGAGUUAAUGAAGGCAGGAGUUUGAUGGAAGGAGGGGAAGGUCUGAUAGGAAAGUUUGAGUAAGUGUGUGGGAGCAGGUGGGAUGUAUUUAGGGGGUUGAUUUUGAAGGUUUUUUAAUUAAUAUCUAGUUUUUGUUUGAGAGCGAGAGAAGAGGGAAAAGAACAAGCGGCGCUGCAGGGCUUUUUUUCAAGCAGUUGCUGUAGGGGGGAAAACAGAAGGAAAACAGGUCUGUGAAUAAGGGAAUGCUGAUUAUUUAUGUAAUUCAGAGAACUUCCUCACAGAAUCGGAGUUGUUUGAUGCGCCGGCGGGCAUCAGCGGGAGCUGUCUCCCAGCUCCUGGAGGAGGCUGUGUUGAGGAACGAGUCGCGCCGCUGUAUGCCUCUGUGCUGCUUUUCUUUGUCUCUGUUUGAAUCCCCGUUUCUAAUUAGCACAACAGUGUGUCUUAAUUAACCUUAGCCAGUCAGACGAUAUUCCAGCGCUGACGGCUUCUUAAUCAGCGAGGCUGCUGCCAUUCUGCGUGGGAGCCUCCGGUGCUGGAUGGAGCUCAGCCAUAUCUGUGCGGCGGAGGCGAGCUGUCAGCGGGGAUUGAUGCUGAGUGACAGCUGACGUCGAUUCGUGAGAAGGUGGAGCCUGCUUUUAGCAUCGACGUUGCAUUUAUAGAAUUGAAUCUGACACCACCCUGCUGUGCGAAGCAGUGUGCCAAAGAAACUCGGAGGCCCCGACGCCGUCGAGCUCUUGAUCUGUAAAUUCUGACAAAAACAAUCCGUUACCAGCAUGACAGCCACACUCAGAAACACAACAACAACUGCAGGCCUCGAGUUGGACCAAUGGAGGUGCUCUUCUUUUUAUUUCCUGGUUUCGCUCUGUUUCUUAUUGCCAUUGUUGUUCUUCAAAAUUCUGUUUAACCUUUGCAAACUCCUCGUUUUCAAAAAGAUUUGCCAUGAGAAGGCUCAGGAGGCUUUAUACAGCUGUAAAUGUCAGUGAAUCCUCCAUUGAUGAGUCAUCUGGCUGCCAAACCACACGUGGUGAAAAUGCCAUAUAAACAUCACAAUGUGCAGCAAGAAGCGACCACAGUCCAGAUUCCUCUUUGACGGGAGGCUUUCUGCACAUGUGCAUUCCUUUUUGAAAACAGGACAUUUUUCUUAUCUACUGUUUCAUUUUGACAAGUCUUGUUCCUUUUUUUGUAUCUUGUACAUGUUUACAUUGUAUCUCGCAUUUCCCAAAAAGAGAAACAAUAUUAAAUGUAUUA
Molecule: messenger RNA, 10280 nt
Organism: Platichthys flesus (European flounder)
Lineage: Eukaryota; Metazoa; Chordata; Actinopteri; Pleuronectiformes; Pleuronectidae
Gene: sh3pxd2aa
Product: SH3 and PX domains 2Aa
Exons: 15
Coding region: 248-3730 (1160 amino acids)
Biological process (GO): superoxide anion generation
Molecular function (GO): phosphatidylinositol binding; protein binding; superoxide-generating NADPH oxidase activator activity
Source: RefSeq, a predicted model, not a curated record